AGAAAAUGCUUCCCGCCCCUCUUUUUAGACAUCAGCAUGGUGUGGUGUGGCAUCUGUAUCAGGAUCAGGCUUUCUGUCCAAAGUCAGCACAAGUGCUGGUGGCUCCAGGCAAAAUGACCCAGGUCUAAGGAGGUGGCAAUCAUUGUCCCAUCUGGGGCCUGAGAGUCCCACACGAUCAUUAGGGGCUGAGUUAAGGGCUGCCCGGGAUGGAAGUAGCUUCAGACAAACAGAAGUGGUGCACUGGCUGCAGGAGGCUCACGAGCGACUUGAGUCUCAACUGGACUGGCUGAAGACCAGAGACAUGCUGAGCUACAACGCAGCUAUUGCACAGCUGCCUGGCAGGGCAAGUUGAUUGAAAUGUCUAAGACCAAAUGCCUUAUUUGUUUUGAGUGUGUUGAUUUUUUCAUUCUCUUUAGCUGUUUUGGAUUGAUUGCUACUCUGGAUAAGUAUUUGGUUUGUCUUGCACACAGCAUCCUCUCACCACGUAAUAAUGUGUCCCAUAGCAGCUACCACAAAUGAUGAAGGGCCUCGAGGAUGAGAAGAAGGCUGCUGUAUCAGCUGAAAAUGAAAAAAGCAGACAGUGCAGAGAACUCUGCGAAAAGGUCUUAAAUCUGGAGAAGGAUUUGUUACAUAUGAGGUCUGCUCUGGACAGAGGAAGCAUCGAUCAAUCAACCGAGAGAGCUCCGGGCUCGCUCAACAGAACAUUACCAGAGAAGCAGAAAGUUGACACAGAGAUGCUGGAGUUGAGAGAGGCUCUGAAAGAGGCUGAGACUAAGGCAAAGAUACUAGAAGAAGAGCGUAACAAGGCACUCCAACAGCUUCAAGCAUCUAUUGAGAUGCAGAGGACGCUGUUGAGUCAAAUAGAGGAGACGGACAAGAAGCUCAGCCACACUGCACAGGAUCAUUCUGAACUGCAGAAAGAGCUGAGCGAAGCCAACAACAAGAUCAGCCAAGCAUGCCUGGAAAAGGCCAUCUUAUCAACUCAAGUGUUGAAGUUGGAGGACAAUAUAAAAGAAAUAAAGUCCAAACUGACUGAGGCUCUGUGUGACAAAGAUCACCUGAUACAGGAGAAGACAAAUCUUCUCCACAGGGUUCAAGUCCUGGAGAUGCAGACUCACAACAAACAGCAGCAGAAAGAUGUUGUGGUGAAGGAAGACUCAAAGGCUCUCAGAGAGGAAAAUGAAAAAAUAAGAGGAGAGCUUGAAAUGAUCAAGAAGAGGCUGGAGAUAUCACACCACGAGCUACAGGAGCUGACAGAUGAGAAAAUCAUAAACACCAAACAGGUCACCGAUCUGGAGGUGCGGUGCUCUCAGCUGAUCAGAGAAAAAGAGGAACUGCAGAGUGAAAUUAAAGGCAGACGAGAAGAAAUGCAGGAAAAGUGCUGUGAGCACAGGGAAUCCGUGGAAGUCUUGGAAUUAGAAAACCAGAAACUGAGGAAUCAGUGUCUGCGCUUGGAGGGUGAGGUGUUUGAGAAGGAAAAGCGGGAGGAAGAGUGUCGCAAACAAGAUGUGGUAAAGGUCCAGACCAUCGAGGAACUGAAGGCUGUGGCCUCACAUUGGACAGAGAAAUGGCAAAAAGUGGCUUUGACCCUGCAGUCUACACAAGAGGAGUUAGAGGAGUUAAAGAAGAACUCAAGAAAUAAAGGAGGAUGUGACUCGCUGCUCAGGGAUGAGCUUGAAAAGCUGGAGCUGGAAAGGAGCAGGAGCCAGGCACGUCUUCACAGAGAUAAGGACAAAGGUAAAGGUGAAGGGGGCCAGAUUCCAGACAAAGGGACAGAGACAUGCUUAUCAGAAUCCUCUUUGUUAUGGGACUCUGAGAGCCACCCAAACAAAUCCCUUCAGGUCAGCAUCCAAAGCAGUGAGGUUCAAAGGCUGAAGCAAAAACUUGCAGACAAAGAGAAUGAACUAAGCGAAAAAGAACAUGCUUUAAAGACUCUAGAAAGGCUGAGAGAGAUGGAAAAAAAUGAGGCUAAAAUCAAGAUUUCUGCCCUGGAGCUCAAGCUCAUGAAAAAGCUUCCCGAAGAUGGCCAAGAUCAGGGAAGCAUUCUAACAGACAUCUUCAUUCGUGACUCAGAGGAGAUUCCAGAGAAGGUGAACCAAAUCCUCCCAAGCUCGAAGCUUCAAACCCAGAGGCAGUUUUAUGAGGUUGAAGAUGGGAAACCUUCUGUCCAAGGCCAAAGGGGCAAAACAGUCUGUCCGCUUAAUGUAGACACAGAGCAGCAAAGGAGACUGGUUACUGAGCAGUUAAAGAGUUUAUUUAAAGAACGAGAGGGAAAGGAGGCCCAGCAGGGUGACAGCAAUGGAGCCUCUUCACCUCAAGACUGGACACCCACAGUUAAACUUGUUAGGGCUGCAGUGGACAGGAGAAACUGGCAACAAGCCUCGGGUUUGAUGCCAGUGUUUGAGGAGGAUGAAGAGGAGAUUAACGGCUGUCCAGCAGAGGAGGAGGAGGGAGAGGCAGGAGAGGAGACCCAUGAUGAAAGCCUCCUUGAUCAGAAACAGCAGAUCUCAGCUAUGACUGCAGAAAUCAACAAUCUGAAGGCAAAAAAUGACAGUCUGCUGCAAGCCUUAAGGUCAAAGAGGUCAAUCUGGGACCGUAGCCCCCCCAAAAAGCUCUCAGAUAAGUCUUCUCAGUGUUCAGAUGAAUAUGGCCCAGAGUGGAAGAGGACACUUCCCCUUUAUCCUGAUGGAAUAUUCCUGGCUGAGCUUGUACACAUCUGUAGCCCUGAUGAAGAGGAGGGAGAGGUUAAAUGA
Molecule: messenger RNA, 2753 nt
Organism: Haplochromis burtoni (Burton's mouthbrooder)
Lineage: Eukaryota; Metazoa; Chordata; Actinopteri; Cichliformes; Cichlidae
Product: cingulin-like protein 1
Exons: 21
Coding region: 516-2753 (745 amino acids)
Source: RefSeq, a predicted model, not a curated record